This is a messenger RNA of Mercurialis annua (annual mercury), 4307 nucleotides long. RefSeq names its product protein TOPLESS-RELATED PROTEIN 2-like. The coding region runs from base 646 to 4062 and encodes 1138 amino acids. Gene Ontology annotation, biological process: regulation of DNA-templated transcription. The record is from RefSeq and is a predicted model, not a curated record. The transcript has 25 exons. NCBI's taxonomy places the organism in Eukaryota, Viridiplantae, Streptophyta, Magnoliopsida, Malpighiales, Euphorbiaceae. Gene Ontology annotation, molecular function: protein binding.
AUCAAAGUGUAGAGAGAGAGAGAGAAAAAAAAUUAAAAGAAAGUGAGGGUAGUUUGUUGCCAAGUUUAGUUGCAAGGAGCCUUCCAAAAAAGAAAAAAACAAUUAAAAUUUAAAAAAGAGGAAAAAAGAAGCAGCAAACCCUAACCCUAAAGCUUCAAAUGAUUCAUUUUCGCUGCUGCUGACCAGUAGGGGUUUUGUUGUUUUUGUUUAUCUUACACAACAGGAACGAAUGCAAUUUAAACUUCACUUUUUACGGUUAUUUAUUGUCAAAUUAACCUCUUUUUCAAUCUGCUGUAGUGAUUGAUCCUUUGUUAAGCUAUUUUCACUUUGCUGAGAAUUAGGGUUUAGUUCUUAUGAGCUGCUGGGUUAUAAUAGGCUAACUGUUCUGAUUAAUUGGGUAUUUUUGAAUUUUUGUUUACUUGCUUGGUUAUUGGUGAAUUGGGUGUUUGCUGGGUUGGUAAAGAAGUCAGCUUUCUGAUGUUGAAGUACUUAUAAAGUGGUUUGGACAAGAAUUAGUUUCUGGGUAUUUGAUCGAGCAUUAUAGUGGAGCAUUUGGGACUUAGGCUGUCCAGUGCUUGUGAAUUAGGUGCGCCCUAGCUUUUACAUUGAACUGUUGCGCUGGAGCGUUUAGGGGUCCCGGGGACAAUGUCUUCUUUGAGUAGGGAAUUGGUGUUUCUAAUACUGCAGUUUUUGGAUGAAGAGAAAUUCAAGGAAACCGUUCAUAAGUUAGAGCAAGAGUCUGGCUUUUUCUUCAAUAUGAAGCAUUUUGAGGAUCAAGUUCAAGCUGGCGAAUGGGAUGAGGUCGAGCGUUAUUUGUGUGGGUUCACAAAGGUCGAAGACAAUCGCUACUCCAUGAAAAUUUUCUUUGAAAUCAGGAAGCAGAAAUAUUUAGAAGCUCUAGAUAGACAGGAUCGGGCAAAGGCUGUUGAGAUUCUCUGCAAGGAUCUUAAGGUUUUUGCUUCCUUCAAUGAAGAACUGUUUAAGGAGAUAACCCAGUUGCUUACUCUUGAUAAUUUUAGGCAAAAUGAGCAGCUUUCAAAAUACGGAGAUACGAAAUCGGCUCGAAGUAUCAUGCUUGUGGAACUUAAAAAGCUUAUUGAAGCAAAUCCUCUGUUCCGAGACAAGCUUACAUUCCCAGCCUUCAAGAGUUCCCGGCUGAGGACCUUAAUAAACCAGAGUCUAAAUUGGCAGCACCAGCUUUGCAAGAAUCCCCGUCCAAAUCCUGAUAUUAAAACACUCUUCACAGAUCAUUCUUGCUCUCCAACCACUGCUAAUGGUGCUCGCCCUCCUCCUACGAAUAGUCCUAUUGUAGGACCAAUUCCUAAAGCUGGAGUAUUUCCUCCAAUUGGUGCUCAUGGCAUGCAGCCAUUUCAGCCGGUUGUUUCCCCAUCUUCUGGUGCUAUUGCUGGGUGGAUGUCAAGCAAUAAUCCUUCUAUGUCUCAUCCUGCUGUGGCAGCAGGCCCUCCUGGUCUAGUGCAGCCUUCUAGUGCAGCUGCCUUCUUGAAGCAGCACCAGAGGACACCCCCAGGUAUGACUGGGAUUGAUUAUCAAUCAGCAGACUCGGAGCACUUGAUGAAACGUAUGAGAACUGGCCAAUCUGAUGAGGUGUCCUUUUCUGGUGUAGCACAUACUCCCAAUGUCUAUUCGCCGGAUGACCUUCCCAAAACUGUUUUGCGGUCCCUCAAUCAAGGAUCUAAUGUUAUGAGCAUGGACUUCCAUCCACAGCAGCAAACUAUCUUGUUAGUUGGGACAAAUGUUGGGGACAUUAGCCUGUGGGAAGUUGGCUCCCGAGAAAGACUGGCACAUAAACCCUUUAAAGUGUGGGAUAUCUCAGUUGCUUCUAUGCCAUUGCAGACUGCAUUGUUGAAUGAUGCUGCAAUAUCAGUGAAUCGAUGCGUUUGGGGACCAGAUGGACUUAUGCUUGGGGUUGCAUUUUCAAAACAUAUUGUGCAGAUUUAUACUUACAAUCCAACUGGGGAACUGAGACAGCAUUUGGAGAUUGAUGCUCAUGUCGGUGGUGUUAACGACAUUGCAUUUGCUCAUCCCAACAAGCAACUGUGUAUUGUGACAUGUGGUGAUGACAAGAUGAUUAAGGUUUGGGACGCUGUUGCUGGACGCAGGCAAUAUACAUUUGAAGGUCAUGAAGCUCCUGUGUAUUCUGUCUGCCCUCAUUACAAAGAAAAUAUACAGUUUAUUUUUUCUACCGCAAUUGAUGGGAAGAUAAAAGCUUGGCUAUAUGAUUCGUUGGGAUCUAGAGUGGACUAUGAUGCUCCUGGACUUUGGUGCACCAUGAUGGCAUAUAGCGCAGAUGGAACUAGGCUUUUCUCAUGUGGAACAAGUAAAGAAGGCGAGUCUCAUCUAGUUGAGUGGAAUGAGAGUGAAGGAACUAUCAAAAGAACGUAUUCUGGUUUCCGGAAGCGCUCCUCUGGUGUUGUUCAAUUUGAUACAACAAGAAGCCGCUUCUUAGCUGCUGGUGAUGAAUUUCAGAUUAAGUUUUGGGAUAUGGAUAAUACCAACAUGUUGACAGCAGUUGAUGCAGAAGGGGGCUUGCCUGCAAGUCCAAGACUGAGAUUCAACAAGGAAGGCACGUUGUUGGCAGCGACAACUAGUGAUAAUGGUAUCAAAGUUUUAGCUAACAGCGAUGGUUUGCGCCUUAUAAGAAUGCUGGAGAGCAGGGCUAUUGAUAAAAACAGAAGCCCAUCUGAACCUAUCAACUCUAAGCCGCUUAUUGUUAAUGCACUAGGGCCAGUGGCGAAUGUUUCUUCUGGCAUUGGUCCUUCACUAGGCACAGAUAGAAUGCCACCUGCCAUGUCCAUUAGUACUCUUGGUUCAAUGGAUGCCAGUCGACUUGUUGAUGUUAAGCCACGGAUUUCAGAGGAAUUAGACAAGAUUAAGAGCUGGAAAAUUCCUGAUAUUGUUGAUCAAUCUCAAUUGAAAGCUCUACGUUUGUCUGAUACUGUAGCAACUGGCAAGAUUGUGCGGCUGAUUUAUACCAACUCUGGCCUAGCUCUUUUGGCCCUUGCCUCCAAUGCUGUUCACAAACUCUGGAAGUGGCAGCGCAGUGAAAGGAAUCCAUCUGGAAAGGCUACUGCAUAUGUUGCACCGCAGCUGUGGCAGCCUCCUAGUGGAACUCUCAUGACUAAUGACAUAAGUGAUAGUAAACCUGCUGAAGAAUCUGCUGCGUGCAUAGCUUUAUCUAAAAAUGACUCUUAUGUUAUGUCUGCUUCCGGUGGAAAAGUAUCCUUAUUCAACAUGAUGACCUUCAAGGUCAUGACAACAUUUAUGUCCCCGCCUCCUGCUGCCACUUUUUUAGCCUUUCAUCCUCAGGAUAAUAAUAUUAUUGCCAUCGGCAUGGAGGAUUCUUCAGUGCAAAUUUAUAAUGUCAGAGUUGACGAGGUCAAAACAAAACUGAAGGGCCACCAGAAUCGAAUAACCGGGCUCGCAUUUUCCCAAAGCUUAAAUGUGCUGGUCUCUUGCGGGGCUGAUACGCAGCUAUGUGUGUGGAGCAUCGAUGGGUGGGAGAAGAAGAAGUCCAGGUUUAUACAACCACCACCAGGUCGUCAAUCCCCUUUGACAGGUGAAACGAGAGUCCAAUUUCACAAUGAUCAAACACAUUUACUGGUUGUCCACGAAAGCCAAAUUGCAAUCUUUGACAGCAAGCUUGAAUGUGUUCGCUCUUGGUAUCCAAAGGACAGUCUUACAGCUCCCAUAUCAAGUGCAAUUUAUUCGAGUGAUGGUUCCCUGGUUUACGCUGGGUUUUGUGACGGUGCAGUCGGAGUUUUUGAUGCAGAUAGUUUGAGGGUCAGGUGCCGGAUAGCCUCUUCUGCUUACAUACCUUCUUCCGUAGCAGGCAACACUUCACAUCCUAUGGUUAUAGCAGCUCAUCCAUCUGAGCCUAAUCAGAUUGCUCUAGGCAUGAACGAUGGCUCUGUACACGUGAUUGAACCGUCUGACGUAGAGCUUAAAUGGGGCGGGCCAUCUUCUCAAGAGAACGGAUCGAUCCCUUCUACAUCAUCAAAUCCUUCUUUAAGCGGUCAACAAUCAGAGCACCCGUCGAGGUGAUGGUGGCAUAGAUAGGCCGGCAGUUCGUCUGCCAUUAGAAGUCGUGCACUUACAAUGUGUUUUACUGACCCUCUCGCAUUUUGCUCUAAUCAGUUAAAUUAAGUUAUGGCAUGUUGAUUCAUAUUCAUUGUAAAUUUCUGUCGCUCUCUUUACUCUCUUCUUGGGGCCAUUUGCUCCUUUAGACAUUGUAAGAGGAAAUUGUAUAAUUUUGUUUGUUUAUGAAAUGGUGGAAAAAUUAAGGCUAA